Aureobasidium vineae is the source of this 471-nucleotide messenger RNA. The record is from the annotation of a GenBank genome assembly. Lineage: Eukaryota; Fungi; Ascomycota; Dothideomycetes; Dothideales; Saccotheciaceae.
AUGUCACCUCCGAGGCUUCUGUCGCAAAUUCUACCGUCCUUGAAGUACAGUCGAGCCACUCUGCAGCAACAAAUCCGUCACCAGUCAACCAAGCCCUCAGCAGAGGCCGCAAAACAGUCUCGCAUCUCCCGCCUUGAAUCCCGUCUUCCACGAUUCCUAGCUCGCUACAUCAAACCUCUGCGCAAUGCACCCAUCUCUCAUAUAACAGCCUUCCUGGUCCUCCAUGAGCUCACGGCCAUUGUGCCACUGUUCGGUCUCACAUUCGCAUUCCACAAGUUCGACUGGUUACCGCCGGUUUUCUCAGAGGGUUACUGGGUAAAAGAGGGUGUCGAAAAGUUUGGAAGAUACUUCAGGCGCAAAGGAUGGAUCAGAGAUGCUGAUGGAGAAGGAUUCGAGGACGAGAAGAACAGGAAAGGGUUUGCAAAGUGGUGGCCUAGGGGUGAGGAUGGUGUGAGAUUGCUGGUCGAGUGA